AAAUUCCCCCCCACACCCACGUAACACCCACACAUCGACUUUGAUCUGAGAGAAAAAGAGAGGUUCAGAAAUAACUGAUACCACUGAACAGAAGUAACCAGAGCAGAGUGCUUGUAAAUUAUUUUCUCCAUAAAUCACAUUUCACCAAAUCCACUUCAAAGUCCCCCUCUAGAGAGAGGGUAUGGAAUCUUUCCAUCGCGAUGACUGGAUUUGUAGUUUUUCUUUGGCAUUUGUUUUCUGUGUGUGAGUGUUUGUGAUCAUGCAAUUUUCAUGAACUAUUAGAAGCUUGUUUGGUGGAAAUGCAUUUGAUUUGGCAUCAUGUUUUUGAAUUGCCAACAUUCCUAGAUUCGCAGCCUGUUUCUCCUCAUGGAAAUCGUUUGGUCCUUUACAGCACGUUUGCGUUUGUCAUUUUCUGUUUUUAGAUGCACUCGAGUCAUAUAUGAACUGAUUCACAAAGGAUUUUUUUUUUUGUGGAAAGAUAUUGUUAAUUACUUGAAUCCUUAGACAGCCUGCAGUUAAACACAUAGGCCUACAGUAUCAAAGUAUUUUGUAACAUUUUUAUUUUUGCCUCAUACAGGAAAACCUUAAUCAUUUUUAUCUUCAAAAGCUCUGACCAAUAAUUUGAAAAGAAUUGCUGUUAUUGCAAUAUCAUCUUUAUUUCCAAAUGUUGAAAGAUUAAAGUUUCUAAAUCUUUUGAAUUAACAUGUAAGAGCAGGAAAGCAAUUUGAAAUAUUUAUAGUUGUAUAUUUACUGAGAGGAGAGACAUCAGCAGCCACUAGGAUAAUUGUAAUUGUUUUAAUUAGUAAAAAAAAAAAAAGAUACACAAAUACAUGACACAUUGCAUAGAAUAACUAAUGUGGGCCAUGAACGAAUUUCCAUUUUGAGAUCUAUAAGUUGUCCAUGUCGAAAUGAUAAAUAGUCACCUGCUGCCCUCAUGUGGAGUUUUGCUCUUUGAUGUUUUUCUUGAAGCAGUUUGUUUUACACCUCGGUGUUUUUCGCUUGUGAAGUGCCCCAUGUCUGCUGGCUUGUUUAUGACCUCCAUGUCAGGGUUCACAUCAGGGGCAUCUUGAAGCGUUCUGCGGGUCUGCCUGACUGCUGCUCCUCUUUAAAGCGUUGUUUUUGGGAGCUGUGGAAUGGGAAGUGCAGAUUUCUGUGGACAGGAUGUAGAGUCACUGCUGUAAUGUAGGAUACAGCCCCCCUACUCCAUUCUGACACAGAGCUGGCUCACGGCUGCACGAGUCCGCAUCUGGAGACGACAGGAAGCGCAUUUUCUGCAUCUGGAUUGAAGUCAUUGCUUCUGUGGCGGCUGUUUAUUUUUCAAGCACGAGAACACGUAACCCGGGCCGGAUACAGAUUCAGGUGAUGAUGACUCACCUCUGGACCCUUCUCUCAGUCCUGCUGUUGGUUUUGUCUGUGGCUGAAGCGCUGAACAACCCUGACGAAAAUGAUAAUGAAGUUAUGAAACUCACAGAGGUGGAGCUCUCACAGAGCCAGGUGACUGAAAAUGCCAUUGGAAAUCUGAGUGAAACACAGAGCAACACACCUACUACAUUAGCAGCUCCCUUGAGCACAACAGGUUCUGUGAGCAGCAGUUCAGCGCCUCAGUGUCCAGGAAACCAAGUGAUGCUAGAGAACAUCACACAAUGUGGCUGUCCUUCUGGUAUGGUGAAGGAUGGAGACAACUGCACCUGCCCUGUGGGCUUCUCUCUGGAUGGAGCUGCAGGCUGUAAAGAUGUUGAUGACUGUGAAGCAGAGGAGCCAGGACCAUGUGGUCUCCAUGCCAGCUGCACUAAUACCCCUGGCUCUUACUCAUGUAGCUGUCUCCGUGGUUACCUGAUGGGUUCUGGAGGGUGCCAGGACAUAGACGAGUGUGCUUUGGCUGCAGUGACAGGCCUGCAGGCCUGUCAAGGGGAUGCAGAGUGCACAAACACCCCUGGUUCCUUCACAUGCUCCUGUCGUCAUGGAUAUGUAAUGGCACUUAAUGGAAGAAGCUGUGUAGACGUGGAUGAGUGCAGCUUCGAGGAGCAGUGUCGUCGUGAACUGGGAAAUGUGUGUGUGAACACUCCGGGCAGCUUUGUUUGUCAGUGCCAGCCAGGCUUCAGAGCAGAGGCCCCCGCCUGUGUCGGUCCUGUGUGUCCAGACUACACCGUGUGUCAAGAUGUAGAUGAAUGUGUGGAGAGUCCUGCUGUGUGUGAUGGUCAAGGUGUAUGUGAGAACACGCUUGGGAGCUACAAGUGUGUUUGUCGACCGGGUUACCGGGGAAACGGCACACACUGCGAAGACGAGAACGAGUGUGCGUCAGGUGGUCACGGGUGUGACACAAAUGCUCGAUGUGGCAACAUCAUUGGCUCGUAUUUCUGUCAAUGCUACCAUGGCUAUAACGGCGAUGGACACUCUUGUUUUGACAUAGAUGAGUGUGCUGUGAACAACGGCCACUGUGAACACCACUGCUCCAAUGAACAGGGAGGGUACAGCUGCCAAUGUAGCUCAGGCUUCCAGCUCCGCCAGGAUGGACACAACUGCACAGAUGUUGAUGAGUGCUUGGCGCAGAAUGGGACCUGUGGGCACAUUUGCAUCAACACUCAGGGAUCGUUUCAGUGCUCCUGCAGGCCCGGCUACCAGCUGCACAUUGAUGGUCACACCUGUGUUGACAUUGAUGAAUGUAAACUCCAGAAUGGCGGUUGCUCUCACACCUGCAGCAACUCUCCAGGAGGACACACCUGCCACUGCCCUCCUCCUCUGCUGCUCGACACAGACAACCUCUCCUGCAGCAAUGUAACAUCUUGCAAUCUUAGAAAUGGUGGCUGUGACCAUGUUUGUGCGGUGAAUGCAGAGGGACAGGUCCAGUGUAACUGUCGAAAAGGCUGGAAGUUGGGCGGGGACCACCGGAGCUGCGUUGAUGUGAAUGAGUGUGGGGACUUUACGAACGGAGGCUGUGAGCAGCUCUGUUUGAACCACCCAGGUGGAUUCAACUGCACCUGCAGAGAAGGGUAUCAAGUACAAACGGACGACCUCACAAAGUGCAAGCCUGUGUGUGAGCCUCCCUGUCAAAACUAUGGAGUGUGUGUGGCCCCAAACAGCUGUGACUGUCCUCCAGGUUACCCUGGACUCGGCUGCUUAGCCAUGUGCUCCCCGCCCUGUGCUCAUGGAGGCACCUGUAUGCGCUGGAACGAGUGCCUGUGUCCUCCUGGUUGGACCAGUGCUGGCUGCCACACAGCGAUGUGUGAGCUGCCCUGUGCUAACGGUGGGCGCUGUGUGGGGCCCAAUACCUGCCAGUGUCCCUCUGAUUACACCGGCCCCCAAUGCCUCUUACCCCUGUGCACUCCUGCCUGUCUGAACGGGGGAAGAUGUGUAGAUGUCAACCAAUGCAUAUGUAUUGGUGGAUGGCAAGGCGCUCGGUGUCAGAGAGAGCCUGUUGUGUGUCACAAACCUUGUAAGAAUGGUGGAGUUUGUGUGGGCCUCAACAGGUGCCAAUGUGCCAAAGGAUUUACUGGAGACUUAUGUGAAACAGCUGUGACCACCCCCUGUAUACCACCCUGCCAACAUGGGGCUACCUGCAGUCCUCACAACACCUGUUCCUGUCCUGAGGGCACAGCAGGCCUGCGCUGUGAGAAACUGACAUGCCCUGUGGUCACCACUGUGGUCAGCAUGGCUCGGGCAGUGAGAAAGGCCUUUAGGGAAAGUUAUGUUGACCGGUGUGGACCCCUUGGAGUUCAGCUUUGCACUAAAUACAGAAUAAACCAGGCACGUGUGUACCUGCAAGCCUACAGAGUGGGCUACAAAAUCCAGUGUCCACAGAGGAAGGGCAGGUGAAGCAUUUGCAUCUCACCCUGAGGAAACAACCAACAGACAACAUUUGGGGAAACAUAAUAAGGCAU
Labrus bergylta (ballan wrasse) is the source of this 3878-nucleotide messenger RNA. RefSeq lists its product as uncharacterized. Gene Ontology annotation, molecular function: calcium ion binding. The record is from RefSeq and is a predicted model, not a curated record. NCBI's taxonomy places the organism in Eukaryota, Metazoa, Chordata, Actinopteri, Labriformes, Labridae.